Molecule: messenger RNA, 2901 nt
Organism: Aspergillus glaucus CBS 516.65
Lineage: Eukaryota; Fungi; Ascomycota; Eurotiomycetes; Eurotiales; Aspergillaceae
Product: M1 family metallopeptidase
Exons: 12
Coding region: 1-2901 (966 amino acids)
Biological process (GO): proteolysis; peptide catabolic process
Cellular component (GO): cytoplasm
Molecular function (GO): zinc ion binding; metalloaminopeptidase activity; peptide binding
Source: RefSeq, a predicted model, not a curated record
AUGUGGAGAAGAAGGUGCAUCGCAUCGACCAGAUACGCUGGCGUGACAGCAAUCAGGUGUCGUCCUCCGACUUAUCGACCCCUCUUCCCCUCUAUCUACUCCUCGUUGUUCUCCUCCCUUUCUCCCUCCGGAUCCCCCGGUUAUUCCGAUUCAUUUGAGAAUUACUCGCGACCUCGCUCUUCUGGCAAAUCUUCUCUUCGACCCUUUAAGCUUCUUCGCCUACCGAUUUCACGCGUACGAUACUGCUCCGCCAAAGCGCACGCAAUGGCGGCAAAGGAUAGAGAGGUCCUCCCCGACGUGGCCAAACCCCUUCACUAUCACGCCUCUCUGUAUGACCUGCAGCUCGGUGGUUCCUGGGGCUACAACGGCACCGUGAAGGUUGAUGCAAGGAUUACCCGCCCGACUCAAGAAAUCGUCCUCAAUUCGAAGGAGAUCGAAGUCCAGAAUGUAGAUAUCUUGGCGCAAAAUGGCGACAAAUUGACAAAGGCGUCCGAGAUAACGUACGACAAGAAGUCAGAACGGGUGUCAUUCAAAUUCCCGCAAGAAGUCACACCCUCCGAUGUUGUCCUGUCCAUCAACUUCAAGGGGACCAUGAACAAUGCUAUGGCGGGGUUUUACCGUUCCAAGUACAAGCCUGUAGUAGAGCCUGCUACAGACACUCCAAAAGAGGGAGACUUCCACUACAUGCUGAGCACACAGUUUGAGUCGUGUGAUGCGCGGAGAGCUUUUCCCUGCUUUGACGAGCCGAAUUUGAAAGCCACCUUUGAUUUCGAGAUCGAGGUGCCCAAGGGACAAAUUGCACUUAGCAACAUGCCCGUUAAGUCAGAGAGGAUUGGGAGCAAUUCCGGGCUCAAAUUUGUCACGUUCGAGAGGACACCAGUGAUGAGCACCUAUCUUCUUGCGUGGGCAGUCGGUGAUUUCGAUUACGUUGAAACAAUGACGCAGCGCAAAUAUAAGGGCAAGAGUAUUCCGGUCCGUGUAUAUACUACAAAAGGCCUCAAAGAACAAGCUCGCUUCGCCUUGGAAUGUGCUCAUCGUACAGUUGACUAUUUCUCAGAAGUCUUUGAAGUGGAGUACCCCUUACCCAAGGCAGACCUUCUUGCUGUCCAUGAAUUUGCUAUGGGCGCCAUGGAAAAUUGGGGUCUCAUCACAUACCGCACGACUGCCGUGUUGUUCGACGAGGGUAAAUCUGAUACCCGGUAUAAGAAUCGCAUUGCAUACGUUGUCGCGCACGAACUGGCUCAUCAAUGGUUUGGCAACCUUGUAACUAUGGAUUGGUGGAAUGACCUCUGGCUCAAUGAGGGCUUCGCCACAUGGGUUGGCUGGCUUGCUGUCGACCAUUUCUACCCCGAGUGGAACAUAUGGUCCCAGUUUGUUGCUGAAGGUGUUCAACAAGCGUUCCAAUUAGACUCCUUGCGCGCAUCUCAUCCUAUCGAGGUGCCUGUUAAAAACGCCCUCGAAGUUGACCAGAUCUUCGAUCAUAUCAGUUACUUGAAGGGAAGUUCGGUGAUUCGGAUGCUCAGCGAACAUCUUGGUCGCGAGUCCUUCCUACGCGGAGUGGCCGACUACCUCAAAGCCCACGCCUACGGAAACGCCACCACAAAUGACCUUUGGUCCGCUCUCAGUAACGCCUCAAAGCAGGAUGUCAACAGCUUCAUGGACCCUUGGAUCCGCAAAAUCGGCUUCCCUGUUGUUACUGUGGCCGAAGAACAGGGACGAGUUAGCGUCCGCCAGAACCGGUUCCUGUCAACGGGUGACGUGAAGCCCGAGGAGGAUGAGACAACCUGGUGGAUUCCUCUGGGCAUCAAGUCAGACCCGAACACCACAGACGUCGACUCCCGUGCUCUUAACUCAAAAGUUGACACCGUCACGGGAAUCAGUCGAGACUCGUUUUACAAGAUCAACAAAGACCUUUCAGGGUUCUAUCGAACAAAUUACCCAGCCGAUCGCUUGGCAAAACUUGGAAAGUCUCGUGAUCUGCUGAGCACUGAAGACAAGAUUGGCUUGAUUGGUGACGCUGCUGCCCUGGCUGUGUCUGGAGAAGGCACUACUGCCGCGUUGUUGGCAUUGUUGGGCGGCUUCAAAGGGGAGCAAAACUAUCUUGUCUGGUCUCAGAUCUCUUCAUCCCUCUCGAAUCUACGCUCCGUAUUCUCUCAGAAUGAAGACGCAGCGUCGCGCCUGAGGAAAUUUGCUCUUGAAGUGACCGCCCCCACUGCUGAAAAGAUUGGUUGGGAUUUCAAACCUGAUGAAGAUUACCUCACUGUGCAGCUCCGGAAGCUCCUGAUCACAGUGACCGGCCUGGCGGGUCAUGAAGGCAUCGUCGCCGAGGCUAAACGUCGCUUUGAACUCUGGGCCACAGGGCAAGACAGAACUGCAGUGCACACGAAUUUGCGAUCGGCGAUUUUUGGAAUUGCAAUCUCGGAGGGUAGUCGCAAAGAAUAUGAUGCCGUCAAGGACGAGUAUCUUAAGACGGACUCUGUUGACGGCAAAGAGAUUUGUCUGGCGGCGCUUGGGCGUACUAAAAAUGCUGACCUCGUGAAUGAUUACUUAAACUUUGUCUUUUCAGACAAGGUAGCUAUUCAAGAUGUCCACAACGGUGCUGUCUCUCUGGCCGCGAAUUCCAAAGUCCGACAUCACCUAUGGGAGUAUAUGAAGAACAACUGGAGUACCGUCGAGGCCCGACUGUCCGCAAACAAUGUGGUCUUUGAGCGGUUUGUGCGAAUGGGCCUUUCCAAAUUCGCGGACCACCAGGUUGGAGCAGAUAUCACCUCGUUCUUCCAGAACAAGGAUACCAGUGCUUACGAUCGCGCACUAGUGAUUGUUUCUGACAGCAUUCGAACCAACGCUUCUUACAAGGAAAGGGAUGAGAAAGCUGUUUUGGAAUGGCUCCAGGCUCUUUGA